UAUGUGUCAGUAGAGGGAGCGUCGCUCGCUCCUUUGUUUUUACAAUUGUUGUUUAUAACGUUGUUUGUGCCCGUGUGUGUCCGCGGAUGGUAUUUUCACGACAAUUACAAUGGCCAGACUAGUGUAGUGUUGGUGAUAGUGCAACCGUUGGAUCUUUAAUUGAGGAUUAGCCGAGUUACGAGGAUUUUUAAGAUGACGGAGGCCAGAUCGCGGGUCUAGGAUCAGCCAUGUCCUGGAUGUCCCCCAACCUCGCCUGGCUGCAAGUCCUGCUCAGCCUUCACGUGACUGCCUGGCUGCAGAACGCGCCACCAAACAUAGUCUUUCAUCAAAAUGAAGAGCCUGGCUGGAGGUUCUUGGGCAAUGAGUCCUACACGGAUCACUUCACGCUUCUACAGAAGGAGCACUCGUCAGUCCUCAUUGGAGCGAGAAAUUACCUGUACAACAUUAGUCUGGUCAACAUGACCGAAUUUGUACACCAGAGGAUAUCAUGGCAACCCUCUGGCGCUCACAGAGAAUUGUGCUUCCUCAAAGGAAAGUCUGAGCACGACUGCCAUAACUACAUUAGGAUAGGAGCUCGCACUGAUGAGGAGCAUAUGAUUGUGUGUGGAACCAACGCUUACAAGCCACAGUGCAGAACGUACAGGCUAGGGCCUGAUGGUGGAGCACUGGAACACCAGAAGGAGACGGAAGGUCAAGGAUUCUGUCCUUAUGAUCCGACACACAAUAGCACAGCUGUAGUCGCAGAUGGGCAGAUGUAUUCUGCGACGGUGGCUGACUUCUCAGGGUUGGACGCUCUCAUUUUCCGAGAACCUUUGAGAACGGAGAGAUCGGAUCUAAAGCUGCUAAACGAUCCUAACUUUGUCAGCUCAAUGGUCUACGACGAAUAUGUUCUGUUCUUCUUUCGAGAAGCUGCAGUCGAGUAUAUGAACUGUGGAAAGGUGGUGUACUCCAGGGUUGCGAGGGUCUGUAGGAAGGAUAAAGGAGGACCUCAUCAGUUCGGAGACAGAUGGACGUCCUUCCUGAAGGCCCGACUCAACUGCUCCGUUCCUGGCGAUUAUCCCUUCUACUUUGAUGAAAUCCAGGGAGCCAGUGAGGUGGUGAGAGGUCAGUACGGAGGUGAAGGAGCGGAGUUGGUCUACGGAGUGUUUACAACUCCGGUCAACUCCAUUGGCGGCUCAGCAGUGUGUGCGUUCAGUAUGAGAGACAUGAUGCGGACGUUCGACGGAGAGUUCAAAGAACAAGCCACCAUGAACGCCAACUGGCUGAGGGUCUCUCCUUCCAAGGUGCCAGAGCCCAGACCAGGUCAAUGUGUCAAUGACAGUCGUACACUUCCUGACGUCUCUGUCAACUUUGUCAAGUCUCACUCUCUCAUGGACGAGGCUGUCCCGUCGUUCUUCAGCAUUCCCCUCCUCGUCCGCAUCAGCUCCCAGUACAGGUUUUCCUCUAUCGCUGUUGACCCUCAAGUUAUGGCUGUCAGUGGAGAAGUGUACGAUGUUAUGUUCGUCGGGACAGACGACGGCAGAGUGUUGAAGGCAAUCAACAUCGGCCAGCGUGGCAGUGAGCCGGCAGUACGCAGCGUGGUGGUGGAGGAGCUGCAGUUACUGCGUAGCUCGGAGACAGUCCGCAGGCUCAGUGUCGUCAGGGUGCCAGGGCAGGAGGAUAGGCUACUGGUAGUGUCAGAUGACGCUGUCGUCUCGGUGCCUCUGCAUAGGUGUGGAAGUGGGAAAAUCACAAACUGCAGUGACUGUAUCGGCCUACAAGACCCGUACUGUGCUUGGGACACAAGAUCUCGUCAGUGCGUGGCUCACGGAGAGAACAACAACAAGAAACAUUUCUUACAGAACAUUCCCCGCGGGGAACAUAAGGCCUGUCCAGCACCUACACAUGUCAUGUCAGCCAUGGCACCUCAACCUUUGGACGACAAGGAUAUAGAUGAGCAGUGCCCGCAGUGUUCCGCUUGCAAUCCUUCCCCUUGUACAAACUCUAUCGACAGCAACGCCAUCCCCAAUUCGGAGAAGAUUGUGAUUUACUCGGCCGACACUCUAGGCAUGGCCGUCGCUACCUCCGUGUUGGCAACAUUGGUGGUCGGGUUCGUCGCAGGGUAUUUGUUCUCUCGUCACUUCCGCCACGAGAGCAGUUACUCCAACAUGCCUCUGCAUAGCCAUCAGCAGCUCAACAGACUGACUGAUCCCAACCUGAACGCUGAAAGCUCAUCUUAUUUGCCUCCCUGUGCCAACAACAAACCCGCAAUCAACCUGGUACUGAACGUGCCGCCGAAAAAUGCCAACGGCAAAAACGCCAACUCCUCCACAGACAACAAACCUAUUCAGAAAGUGAAGAAGACUUAUAUCUGAUACAAGGAUUAGCACACAGUGUUACUGCCUUAUUGUGAAAGUGAAUCAAAUGCCUUCCAUGACUCGAAGCGAAUUGGACUGACGAAAUACUCAUUUUGUGAUCCUGACUAGACUUUUAGCGAGCGUUCCGCUAUUGUAUAUGGAAAAGUGUUAAUAAUUACCUAGAUAUAAUUCUACGAUUGCCAGUAGGUUAAGGAGAAGUAAUUGUAUAAAUAUAAAUAGCGAAGUUUUAUAAAGUAUAAUAUUAGGGUAAGAUGUUACAUUCCAUAAAUUAGAAUUUUAAUUUUUAUCACUGAAAAUCUAGAAAUCGCAUGCCACAUAGACGUAGGGUAAAAGAAGACUGUGAUUGUAAAUGUAUGAGUUGGAAUCGGUUUUAAAUUGUAAAUUCCGAAGAGCUUUUUAUGUGUUAUAUUUUAACAAUUUUAUAUUUCAGUUGUAAAUUCAAGUUUGUAGAUAAGAUUCGCUCGAAGCGAGUAUUUAUUGUGUACAGUAAAGAAUUAUUUGUCCCACCCUCUCUUUAUCAGUUACUUAUCUUGUAACGCACAUAUAAUAUUAGUGGUUGUCUUAUUUUGUAGUUACGUCUUGAGCUCAGACAAUAAGUUAGUUUAGUUGAGGUGCAUCAGAUACAGACGGCUAUUCCGCUUUUUGUUUACCGUGGCUUUGACUUUAGACUAAAUGAUCUCAGUUUUUGGGUAUAUACUAAGUCGCCAGAAACGGUCGGGGAUCAUUUAUUUGGGUUUUCUUUUCUUAUGUUUAACAAAAGUGAAAUGAUGGUAAGCAUUUCUUGAGACAUUCACAUAGUGAAAAAAAUCUCUUGUUGGUCAGACCAAAAGUGAAUUAAGUGAAUUUUUCAUCUUUCAAAAAGUGAAAAUUUCAACAAACUGGAAGUUUUCUUUGAACUUUCUGGAUUUCAAAUUCAGGUAAACAAUGAUUUUUGUAUCGUAGAAACAUACACGAAACCCCAGUGGAUGCUUCAACAGGAAUCUUAUCAUCUUGUCACUUUACUUAAAAAGUAGAUGUCUGUGUUAUUUCUGAAUUGUUGCUCUCUGUAAAUAUCUAAUUAUUUGUAAAUUGUUUUUAUUUUGUAAGUAUUGCUGCUGGAUAUUUUUAGCCUCCUAUACGAAUGUUAUCAUAUUGAAGAUCAGUAUUUUGGGCUGAACCUUUUAUUUUUGUAAAUGCUUUUAUACGAUGUAAACAAAACAAUAAAAUUUCUUUUUUAUUUUAA
Molecule: messenger RNA, 3579 nt
Organism: Macrosteles quadrilineatus (aster leafhopper)
Lineage: Eukaryota; Metazoa; Arthropoda; Insecta; Hemiptera; Cicadellidae
Product: semaphorin-1A-like
Exons: 19
Coding region: 228-2354 (708 amino acids)
Biological process (GO): positive regulation of cell migration; negative regulation of axon extension involved in axon guidance; axon guidance
Molecular function (GO): semaphorin receptor binding; chemorepellent activity
Source: RefSeq, a predicted model, not a curated record